AUGGGAUCAGCCGCUUCAAUGGGAUCUUUUAUCCUGGUCGGAGGAGAAAUUACCAAACGUCUAGCAUUCCCUCACGCUUGGGUAAUGAUCCAUCAACCUGCUGGUUCUUUUUCUGAAGUAGCAACGGGAGAAUUCAUCCUGGAAGUGGGAGAACUGCUGAAACUACGUGAAACCCUGACAAGGGUUUAUGUACAAAGAACGGGCAAACCCCUGUGGGUUGUCUCCGAAGACAUGGAAAGAGAUGUUUUUAUGUCAGCAACAGAGGCCCAAGCUUAUGGAAUUGUUGAUCUUGUAGCGGUUGAAUGA
This is a messenger RNA of Lactuca saligna, 306 nucleotides long. The record is from the annotation of a GenBank genome assembly. NCBI's taxonomy places the organism in Eukaryota, Viridiplantae, Streptophyta, Magnoliopsida, Asterales, Asteraceae.